UAAAAAGAAACACAGCAAAAGUACCUUGCUAGUUACAGCUGCGACCUUCCUUCUUCCUUUUCUAUAGGCUCAGAACUGUUACAACAAGUCUAGCGAGUCGCGAUCCACGAUUUGUAUCGUGAUCUCUAAAUCCAUCUUUCUCUUGCUUUGUUCACAGCCAGGCAACUAAACCAACAAUUCUUUCUUAAUGCCAUACCACUUUUCUUUCUUCUCCUUCUUCACCCACUUGUGCUUGACAAAUUCCACUCAACUGGACACUGGUGGUUGGCUUAAUUGGAUUGAUUGGGAAAAUAAAGAUUUUUGAACAAAGGGUUUUUGCGGAAAUUCAUCAAAAUGGAUUGUAGAGGGUGUAAAUGGAAUCAUAUCCAAAUCAAAUCAAGCUUUCGUUAGCAGAUAUUUGGAGCAUUUUUGAGAAUAUCAUUGAAGACACAAGGUUAGCCAAAGUGAGAAAAGAGGCCUCACACUUUCGAGUUAAACUGAUGAUCUUUGCAAUGAAGUCUCAUGAAAACGAGGAAAUUGACUUGGAAGGCGGCAAGCUGGACAAGGAGAGAGACAAAACAGCACGUAGUAAUAGAGUCAUUAAAAUACAAAAUCAAGCAUUAUUAUCUGGCCUUGCAUAUUGCAUUUCCUCCUGCAGUAUGAUACUGGUGAACAAGUUUGUCCUUUCCAGCUAUGAUUUUAAUGCUGGGAUAUCUUUGAUGCUGUACCAGAAUCUUAUCUCAGUGAUUAUUGUGUCGGUCUUGAGUUUUCUGGGCAUAAUAUCGACUGAACCACUAACCUGGCGAUUGAUUAAGGUCUGGUUGCCAGUGAAUGUUAUAUUUGUUGGAAUGCUCAUUACAAGCUUGUUUAGUUUGAAAUACAUUAAUAUCGCGAUGGUCACAGUCCUGAAGAAUGUUACUAAUGUGAUAACUGCCCUUGGCGAAAUGUAUCUUUUUAGUAAGCACCAUGACAGCAGAGUAUGGGCUGCUCUAUUCUUAAUGAUCAUUUCAGCAAUUUCAGGAGGGAUUACUGAUAUGUCUUUUCAUGCUGUUGGCUAUGCAUGGCAGUUCAUCAACUGUUUUCUAACAGCUUCUUAUUCUCUGACCCUACGCAGGGUCAUGGAUACAGCAAAACAAGUCACCAGAUCUGGAAACUUGAACGAGUUUUCAAUGGUUUUGUUAAAUAAUACCCUAUCACUGCCUUUGGGAAUUAUUCUUAUUUAUGUUUUCAAUGAGGUGGAAUAUCUCUCCAAAACACCACUCUUGAGGUUACCUGUCUUCUGGCUGGUAAUGACGUUAAGUGGAUUUUUAGGUCUGGCAAUCAGCUUCACUUCUAUGUGGUUUCUUCAUCAAACAGGGGCUACCACAUACAGCCUUGUGGGAUCACUGAAUAAGAUCCCCCUGUCAAUUGCUAGCAUCCUUCUAUUCAAAGUACCUACCAAUUUGGAAAACUCAGCAAGUAUCUUCUUUGGUUUACUGGCGGGAGUGUUUUUUGAGAAAGCCAAAAUGCAGGAAAGAUCCUAGUCCUGACUAUCCUGACUUUCUAUUAACUGUGGUAUACAUGAAAAACGUGUGCACUUGGAUGAACUGUCUGGUCACUGUAUACUUGAUAGCAAUGGCAAAUUGGUUGAACAGUUACUAUUGACAAGGGAAAAAAUACUUUCAUAUGUCCAGGCAUGCUGUUGCAUGUUAAAUCCCGUGGUGCAAGGGGAGCAGGAUUCUGCCACAAUAUAUUGGUCAUCCACUUUUGUUGUAAUGAAAGAUGCUGCCACCCUACUUUUAUCUGUAUUUCAUUGUGCAGCUUAUCCUUUGCUCCCUUUGUAUUAGGCUUCUUUAGUCUUUGAAAAUUCUGGUUGCAGUGCUGAUAUUUUUGAUCGGGGUAUGGUCAAGUUUUGUAAACAAUUAACUAAUUAAUUAAUUUUUUAUCUUUAUUUUCAA
This is a messenger RNA of Hevea brasiliensis (rubber tree), 1916 nucleotides long. RefSeq names its product GDP-mannose transporter GONST1. The transcript has 11 exons. Gene Ontology annotation, cellular component: Golgi apparatus. The record is from RefSeq and is a predicted model, not a curated record. Lineage: Eukaryota; Viridiplantae; Streptophyta; Magnoliopsida; Malpighiales; Euphorbiaceae. Gene Ontology annotation, molecular function: GDP-mannose transmembrane transporter activity; antiporter activity. The coding region runs from base 354 to 1502 and encodes 382 amino acids.